GAAACGCAGAGCUUCUAUUUGAUCGAUUUUUUGGCGGAUAUACCGUGGUCAGUCUUACUGGUGUUACGUCUAUAGGGUCAACAAUAUACCACAUCUAUGUACAGCGUUGAUGUUCCAUAGUAAACAACUGACGAAGGCGGAACAUAUUGGAGAGGUGAUAAUAAUUUGCAGCUACUUUAUGUAAUCAUGAAGUCAUUGCGGCCAUGUCGAAGGUGUUAACUGAAUACGAAUCAUCCGAACAACGUUGGUAUGUAUAUAUCAAGAUACGUCUGACAGGAGUCACGUGGUUAAAAGUCAAACGACGUAGAAUACCAAUACAUGUAACGUUUCAAGACAGGUCCUUAAAUCUGACCGUGACUGGUGAGCUCGGAGAUUACAAACUCGCGCUCAAUGAUAAGGAACUGAAUAAAGAUAUCAUAGGUGACUGCAACCCGACUAGAAGUGUAUGGAGGAGGCGAUAUUGUCGAUAUAAGGUGAUAGACAACUACAUCAUUCUUAUUUUGCGAAAAAAAGAUGACAUAUCAUGGAAAGACAGAAACGAUGAGUUGAUCCUGGUGGACGAGACGAGCGAACAAAGUAGUCUUGAAAGCGAGAAAAUAUAAUGGCAUAAUGGUUUGUAUGGGUAAUUUCCGAGACGUUAUUUCAUUUACAAAUGCUUGCAGCUACAAAUCAAUGACUUUUAUACAUACCAAUACACAUUGAAGCAUUACAGUCACGCAAAACUUUUUCGAAUUACGUGUAAACAACCACUACAUUUUACACGCGUUGUCGCAUGGG
Saccoglossus kowalevskii is the source of this 777-nucleotide messenger RNA. RefSeq lists its product as uncharacterized. Lineage: Eukaryota; Metazoa; Hemichordata; Enteropneusta; Harrimaniidae. The record is from RefSeq and is a predicted model, not a curated record.